Molecule: messenger RNA, 861 nt
Organism: Odobenus rosmarus divergens (Pacific walrus)
Lineage: Eukaryota; Metazoa; Chordata; Mammalia; Carnivora; Odobenidae
Gene: IFTAP
Product: chromosome unknown open reading frame, human C11orf74
Exons: 7
Coding region: 57-788 (243 amino acids)
Biological process (GO): acrosome reaction; spermatogenesis
Cellular component (GO): cytosol; 9+0 non-motile cilium
Molecular function (GO): intraciliary transport particle A binding
Source: RefSeq, a predicted model, not a curated record
UGGGAGCCAAGGCGGAAAACUAGGGAAUGGGAGAUAAAGUGGCCUCCUGAAUAGGAAUGCCUGCCCAAAUAUCAGAAUUGGAGAUCAUGGAUGAAGAUCAGUUAAUUGAAGAAGUCUUGGAUAAGUUUGUUAAUUGCCAUGAACAAACAUAUGAAGAAUUUCUGAGCACUUUUACUCAUCUUUCAAAAGAGGAUAAUGUGACCAAAAGAGGAGCAUUUGAAACCGAUUCUUCAGAAAACAUAUUUCCUUCAAUAAAAUUUGCUCGUGAAAAUGAACCAAGUGAUCAUCAUCUUAGAAAUAAAGCCAUCUUUCUUCGUACUUCAUCACAAUGUUCAGAAGAGGAACAGAUAGUGAUAGAUGAAGGCCAAAAAGUUGGCAGUUCCUUUCAAGGUGAUCUGAAUCGGGCAGGAAGGGUGAAGGUAGACAAUUUCCUAGAUUUAGAAGAUUUGGAUGUGGAUGAAGAGACUCAGCCCCAAAAGAGCAAGGAUUCGCUGCUGCUUCCAGGAGAAGUGGAGGAGGACCUCUGCACGCGUGUCCCUUCCUACAUUCCUUCUGUGGCCCAGCCCUUCGCCCCUGGGUUCAAGCCGGGGCCCGCUGUGGGAGGAGACAAACAAACAGAAGAGACACUCGGAGAUGAAGUUCAGCCCUUCUCACUUGAUGAAGAAUUCGAUUAUGAUGUUGUGACGCUAACCCCCAAGUUCACUCCUGCAGAGAUGGAUGCGAUUACAGAGCUAUCCAAGCAAAAGAGAGAGAUCACCAACACAGACUUAGAGGAACCCCACGGUUGAUUCACCGAGACAUCUUGGUGUUAAUGUUUAUUUUGUUGUUAUGCAAGCAACAUUAGAAUAAAAGGUAAAACUA